This is a messenger RNA of Trichoderma reesei QM6a, 886 nucleotides long. RefSeq lists its product as uncharacterized. Bases 144 to 680 code for a protein of 178 amino acids. The record is from RefSeq and is a predicted model, not a curated record. NCBI's taxonomy places the organism in Eukaryota, Fungi, Ascomycota, Sordariomycetes, Hypocreales, Hypocreaceae. The transcript is spliced from 2 exons. Gene Ontology annotation, molecular function: copper ion transmembrane transporter activity. Gene Ontology annotation, cellular component: membrane. Gene Ontology annotation, biological process: copper ion transmembrane transport.
UGGUUUGGCGAUUUUGCUUUGGCUUGAUCAUCGCUUGUCUUUGCAGUCACCCUACUUCACAGGACUCCCAAGGAGUGCAUCAAUCCACAAGAGCCUACUGCCAAAUCCAGGAGUUCAAUCUAUACGACCUGGUUGAUACGACAAUGGAUAUGGGUGACGGCAGCUCACAGAGCUGUAAAAUAUCGAUGCUCUGGAAUUGGUACACGGUGGACGCAUGCUUCCUCUCCUCAUCAUGGCGAAUUCGAAACAGAGGCAUGUUUGCUGCUUCGUGCAUUGGAAUAGUCCUACUGGUUGCAUCGGUCGAGCUCAUGCGGCGAAUUGGUCAAGAAUAUGACAACUCCAUUGUUCGACAGUGGCACCGACAAGCGGCCAUGGCCAGCGAUCGCGCUGGUGGAAGAACUCAAGGAUCAGCCAGCUACUGCGAGAGACUUCUGUUUCGAGCAACUCCGCUGCAGCAGCUUGUACGAGCAAUCAUACACGCUGCCACCUUUGGAGCCGCGUACAUAGUCAUGCUUCUUGCCAUGUACUUCAACGGCUACAUCAUCAUUUGCAUAAUCGUGGGUUCCGGUGUUGGCAAGUUUGCUUGCCACUGGCUUUCUGUUGAGAUCGAUCUGCAACCCGGGGAAGGGGAAAGACUAUUACCAAAACCAAUAUUGCAGACAACUAUAUGUUGCGACUAGGCGUCUGGGUCAUUCCCUGAAAGCGGCUUCAUCAUCCCAUUUUCACCUGGUGUCAACAAAGAGGCCUGAUUUAUUUAGGCGAGAAUAGAGUUAUCGCUCAUUGAUAGCCUGCGUGCCAACCCGGUAGUGUCUUGAGUAUAUGCAUCCAAUGCAUGUCACGAGUUGAAGGCUGGGGAGAAUUCAUUGACUGCUUGUGGUUCAGAUGU